Alternaria viburni is the source of this 1749-nucleotide messenger RNA. RefSeq lists its product as uncharacterized. The record is from RefSeq and is a predicted model, not a curated record. The transcript has a single exon. NCBI's taxonomy places the organism in Eukaryota, Fungi, Ascomycota, Dothideomycetes, Pleosporales, Pleosporaceae. Bases 1 to 1749 code for a protein of 582 amino acids.
AUGGAGAAACGACUACUCAACGAACAAGAAAAGGACUCGCAGCCAUCGCAGCCCCCACAUUCAUCCUCCUGGAAGACCGGCUUCUGGCGCCGCUUUCCCCAUUCUGGAAUUUUCGCUCUUGCCAUCGCGAUGGCUGCGUCUGUCAGCAUGAUAUACAUCAUUACCGCAUCAGAUGGGCAGCCUAUUACCUCCUGGAAGUACCAACCCACUGUUUGCCUUGCCAUAUCGUACACUAUCGCGAAUAUUGCGCUGCAAUACGCCCUCGCGCAAGCCGUUACCAUUGCGUGGUGGGUAAAGGCGUUGAAUGGCGACGCCAAAGUCAAGGAUCUGCACGAUAUCUGGGCAUUCGGGCAUGGAAUCUUUCCGAUACUGCGAUCAGGACGGUCUUUCAAUCUUGUCGCUUUGGCUGGACUCGCUGUUACGCUGGCGCCUAUCAACGGACCUCUUUUGCAACGCGCUUCUGUCAUUCAUGAGCGAACGCGGAUUGAGAUGAAAAACAUCACUAUACCCGUCGCGCGAGAAAUUCCCAUGGGCUAUACUGGUGUGAGCAGCAAUCUUGAGUGGCCUUCUUUGAUGUCACCCCCAUUCAGCGAAAUUGCCAUGCAGCAUACUGAUGGUCAAACUAUGAACGUCUCGGGUUCAGGCUGUGAAGGCUUGUGUAGGGGCACAUUACGUGGCGCCGGCUACGACAUGCGUUGUGUCCAGGAUAGCAUCGGCAAUUACAACUAUUCUGCUUUUUCAGGCAGUGUUCAGACGUCGGUGGAUAUCUUCUGGUCAAACUUCACAAACGCUCGUCUUUUUAAUGAAAGUCAAGAGAUAAUCAUGAACUUCACUGCAAUCUACAAAGGAGACGAGGGGUGUGACGCGCUGAUCAACAGAACCAAUUGCGAGCUACGACCUGCCAUCAUGGAAUAUCCCUUCAUAUUGAGCAACGAUUCGAUCACUCUGGACCCGGAUAGCUCAUGGAAAUCAGACCGAGUUCAGGCUCUUCACUCACCCUUCAUCAAGUCAGAUCGUGACACUCUAGUUCAGAGCACUUAUUCUGGCGUGUAUCUUUAUCUGGAUGCACAGUGGCAAUCGAACAUGUACACGUAUAUCGCUGGCGGUCCUCUAGGCUGGAGAGGCUACACCUCUGGAACGACUGUACUCAGAUAUAUGAAAGACUUUGUGGGCUUGCAAGCCGGGUUUUGCGGCAUGACGCUUCCAGAUCCGACAUCCGACGUCUUGACGUCAGUACGCGAGCUGGCUUUUCGAACCGCACUAUACAUACCUCAAACCAAGGGUGAGAUUUUGAAGGUGAUACCGAAACUUCCAUACGAAUUCUGGCCCUCCUUCGUGGCGAUGGAUGAAUCAGAGAGGAAGCCUACCUUCGAACAAACGAUCGAAAUUGAGCAAACCGCACAAGAGGUCGUGUUCAAGAGUCAAUACCAAUUCCUCGCCAUUGCCAUCGGCAUCACGCUCGUAGCCACGGGCUGUGUCUGCACAGUAUUAGCGGGCUGGUGGCAUCUAGGCCGCGAGGUCUCGCUCUCACCAAUCGAAAUCGCAAAAGCCUUCAACGCGCCGCUUCUUGUAGAGUCGCAUCCCAAUGCAGAGGUCAGAGGACUGCUCAAAGAAUGCGGCGAGCAACGAUUAAGAUACGGAGUAGUGUGGGAGAAUCCUGACUAUCCCGUGACUUCGAUACCGACGCUGAGACUGGAGAUGACGGAGCUUUGUAAGAAACCGCGGCAUGGACAGGUGCUGGGUCAUUAG